AUGGAAUGCCAAGAUGGUGGUGAUAAGAAUGAAAAACAUUUACUGCAACAACCUUUGGUGCGACAAAAUUCCUUGUACGGUCUGACACUGAAUGAAGUUGAGAACGAAUUAGGUGAGAGAGGAAAACCAGUGAGUAGCAUGAACCUUGAUGAGCUUCUAAAAACUGUGUACACUGUUGAAGAAAACCAUUCAACCAAAGCUGGUUUAUCCUUAACCAGUUCUCUAUGUAUGAAAACUGUUGAUGAGAUUUGGAGAGACAUACAAGAAAGCAAAGAGAACAAGUUUGAAGAGAGACAGCUUAGACUGGGAGACAUAAAAUUAGCGGAUUUUUUGGUGAAAGCAGGAGUUGUUGUUGAAGCAUCUUCUACCGUUGUUAAUCCUCAACAACCACAAUACCAAAUUCCACAACAAGGUUUAAUGGGGAUUUACAUGACUGGCCAGAACAUAGCACAAUCGUUACACACACGAGCUACUGCUACAUCACAAGAUAAGACCUUUGAGAGAAGACAAAAGAGGAUGAUUAAGAAUAGAGAAUCUGCUGCACGUUCUAGAGCAAGAAAACAAGCUUACACAAUUGAAUUGGAGCACAAAAUCUCCCGUCUGGAAGAAGAAAAUCAAAAGCUCAGGAGACAAAAGGAGAUAGAGGACAUAUUAUUGAGUGUGCCACCUCAAAAACCAAGAUACCAGAUUCGUCGAACUACAUCAGCUUCAUUUUGACAUUUUUGUACCUGUAAGGACAAAUUUGUAGAUAUAUGAGCAUGAAU
Vigna umbellata (rice bean) is the source of this 764-nucleotide messenger RNA. Its product is annotated as ABSCISIC ACID-INSENSITIVE 5-like protein 3. The record is from RefSeq and is a predicted model, not a curated record. Gene Ontology annotation, biological process: positive regulation of DNA-templated transcription. Gene Ontology annotation, molecular function: DNA-binding transcription factor activity. Gene Ontology annotation, cellular component: nucleus. Lineage: Eukaryota; Viridiplantae; Streptophyta; Magnoliopsida; Fabales; Fabaceae.